AUGUCUUAUAGACCAAUUGUAAACAAAUUUACACUUACUCAAACUUAAAAUUCUAAUUAACUUAAUUGGAAUGACCUAAUAAUUUCAAAUCAAAUUGUAUAAUUACCAUAUGAUAAAGCAUCAGGUAAAUUUUAAAUUUUUGGGAAAAAAAAUAACCUCAAUUUAAAAGAGUUUUGUUAAUUAAUACUAUUUUAAGGAUAUUUAUUAGAUAUUUAAGAAAAAUUUUAAUUAUUGCCCUCUUAUUCAAUAUUUUAAUUUAAUAAUCCACAGGGAGAAUUAGUUAAUGAUUAGGACUUAAAUAUUAAAAAAUUAAUAAGUGAAUCCAAUUUGGAAGUAGUAUCAAAAUUAAAUAAUAAUUUAUUAUCUUCAAAAGAUUAAUUAAUUAGUCUAUUUGAAACUAUAAAUUAAUAAUUUACACCAAAUGUUUCCAAAAUCUAAUCAAAGUUAAACAAUUAAAUAUCAAGUGAUGAUAUUAUUUAUACAAUUAAGUAGAUUAAACUAUAUACUUAAUCGUUGGUAUUUAAUUUAUAUGAACUUAAUAUUAUGAUAAAUUAAGAAAGAUAAACUAUUAAAAUAAUCCAAAAUGUUUUAAUUUAAAAUAAAUAAUUUUAUAAAGAAAAGAGCUUAGCAUAUUAAACUUCAAUAAUAUAUAUUAUUAAAGAAUUGGAAGAAAAAUAUGAAUAAGAAUAUAUAAUUAACUUUAAAAAAUUUCCAAUUUAUUUAAUCUCAAUAUUCCACAUAUUGUCAGUAUAUUAAGAUGAAGUGAAUUCUACAAAUUUUAUACCUGAAACCUCAAAAAUUAGAAUUCAAAAAUGUAAAUUUGAUUAAAAAUAAUUUUAAGAGGCAUUUACAAAUUUUGUUAAUUAUGUUGAUAAGUAUAGCAUCUAAUAAAAAUCAAUUAAACGAAAAUUUUUUAAAAUAUAUGAAUCAAAAGAAAUUCAUUUAUUUUUAUAAGAGAAUUUCAUAAAGAUUUCAAUCUUAGAUACUAAUUAAUAUAUAUAAUUUCAACUUUAUUUAAUAAUUAGGAGGUGAAUUUGUCGAGUAUUAUAACAAAUGCUUUAUUCAAUAAAAAGAAUUGUCCUAAAUUGAUCUCAGACAACAUAGAAUAGUGAGCAAGUAAAUUAUUAUGAUUUUAAAACUUGUAAAGCAGUUAUUAGCUAUCGAAUAAAGAAAAAUUGUCUCACUUAACACUUAUAAAGAUAACGAAAAUUCAAGAGUGAAUACCCAAUAAUAGGAUUAAAUAAAAGAUUAGUAAAAUAUCAAUGUAUUUUUAGAAAAGAUAAUAAUUGAAAGAAGAACAAUAUUAUAAAAAUUACAUGAUAAAUUUGGGGUUUAGAUAUAAGCUGAUAUUCAUUAAGUAGAUUUUAAUUAAAUUAUAACAUCAUUAGAAUGAAGGGAUUGAUUUAAUUCAUAAGUAAAAUUGGUCUGAAGUAUUUAAAAGCAAGCAUAUCUUGAAAUUCAAGGAAAUUAAAAAUAAACUAUAGAUACUUGAAUUGCUAAAACAUCAUUAACAGUCAUUUAUUAUAGAAAUAAUAAGUCUUUUCAAUAAAUAGUUAGAAGAAAUAAGUUAAGAAGAAUAAUAAUAGUAAGAAUUAGUUUAGAUCGAAUUGUUAAAUAUAACAAAUAAUAACAUGCAAUAAUUAAAGAAAUAAUUUAAUAUAUAAGAUUGUAUAACUUCUGAAAAUCUUUUUAAUUGGGAUUCAUCUAUAUCUGAAAUAUAAUAGUUAAUUUAGAAUUUCAAAAAAAUAAACAAUAUUAUUUAAUAAAGAAAUGAAAACAUUUAAUUAACAUAAGUUUAAUUUCAAAAACCAAUGAUAGAAUUAGUGGAUGAUACAUUUAAUUCAAAUUAUUUUGAAAUAUAUUCUGAUUUGAAGAUUGAAUUGAUUAAUUUCUUAAGUAAGAUGGCUGAAUCAAAAUAGAUUAUUUUCAAUGAAAAUUUUUUAAGAUAAUUAUCAGAAGAACCUUGUCUUGAUUAGAAAACAACCAUAUAGAUUAUAUCUGAAGGUUCCUCUUUUUAUAUUAGAAGAGUAAUAAUGCUAAUUAAGAGUUUAUUAUUGACAAAGCAUAUACUUUUAUGCUCUAAAAUUUAAAGAUAGAAAAUAAUGUUUAAGAAGAUGGUUUUCUUGUAGAAUCUUCAUAUAAGGUUAGAGAAGCUACAGUAUUCAAUUUAAUUAAAAUGUAAUCAUUUUUGCAUGAACCUGUAAUUUAAGAAUUUUGUUAAUCACUCUUGAAAUAGAUAUGGACUAUUGAAAAGCAUGAUAGUGUAAAAAGUAUUUUAAAAAAAAAAGAAAUGAUUGAAAUGUAGAAAAAAUUAUUUUCUCAAGAUCUUGCCACAUUUUCAAAUAAAUUGAAGAUAGAAAUGCAAAAAAGAUUGAAAAGUAUAGAACAAUUAGAAACUUAAGUUUUAAUCAGCGAUAAUUAAGCAAUAAUGAAGAAUUAACUUCAAUAAGCUUAUGAAGAAUUUGAAAACUAUUUAGAUAAUGCUACGGAUAUGUCAUAAAGAAUGGAUAUUAGUCUAAUUUUUUUAAGAGAAAUUAGCAAAGAUCUAAAGUCAAUAAAAUCUUCAAUUGAUAUAGUUCUUUCAAGUGUUAAAGGAAUAGAAGAUGAUGUAAGAAGAUUAAGUGGUAAAAAUUAUCUUUAACUAUUAUAAAUUAGGAAAGAAAAAAUACUGAAAUAAAAAUAGGAAACAGAAUUAGAUUAAGUUCAUAUUUAAAUUACCACUUAAGAAUAUGACCCAGUCACAGGAAAGAAAAAAGAAAGUAUUAACAGAGUAUUAACUUCAUAUUUAUUGAAAUAAAAUAUAAUAAUUUUCAUGGAGAAAUUAAUGAAUUUUUGUGGUGUGAAAGUGAAAGGCAAAAAGAUGUUCUGCUUCUAAAAGGAAAAGCAGGCUAGGUAAAAGUAGAGCAUCAAGAAAUAUAGAGGAAUUUCUUUGGUAGAAUGAUGCUGUUCUUCCUUAUUGGAUUCCAAUCUAUAUUUCAUUACCAUCUUUAAAAGACCCAAAACAUAAUUUAUUAGAAUAAGCCUUAGAAUCACAGAAUUAUAAUUUCGAUAAGAUUUAAAUUAGAGAAUUAAAGAAGCUGUAUUUAAUGGAAAUCUAAAAAUUAUUUUGAUUUUAGAAAGCUAUGAUGAAAUGAAAUUUGAUUGCAUUUAAUCUAAUUUAUAUUAAACAAAUAGAUUGGCAUAAGAUCUAAAUCUUCAAAUUUCAGGACAAAAUGUAAAAUUAAUCAUAACUACAAGAGAAGAAAUUUUAACAUCAAUUAGAUAUUAAACAUGGUUUUAUGGUAAGAAUAUUGAAACUUUAAAAGAAGUAGAAAUACUACCAUUCACAUAAGAACAAAGUUUAGAAUAUAUUAGGUUAUAUUGUGAAGUCAGUGUUAAAAGAGCUAUUAAAAGAUUUUAUGAAUUUUUUAAAUAAUUAAGAGGAUAAACUAUAUCCACCAAUGAAUUCAAAGUAAUAUGGAGUACUUUGGAAGAAAAUAUUAACAUCAUUAUUAAUUAAAAAUAAAAUUAAGAUUUUUUAUUCAAUCCCUAAGAUGUAGAUAAAAUCAUUAUAAAACUAUAAGCAAUUGAAUUUUUUAAUCAUAUUAGAACAGAUUAAAUGAUUUCAUUGAAAAAAGAGCUUACUAAAUUAUGGGGUCAAUAAAAAUUUACAUAAGUAAUUAAAAAUGUGAAUAUUAAUCAUUUUAUGAGUACUCCAUUUAUGAUGGAAUUGAUUGUUUAUGUACUACCUAAGAUGACUUUGAUAUUUUCAGAACCUAAUUAUUUAAGAGACACUUUAAAAAAAUAAUAUUAAAGUUAAAAAAAGAAGCCUAUUUGUAAUAUUUAUUAAGAAAUUAUUAUAAGAAUUAAUAAGAAUAAAUAUAAAAUUAGGAUGUAUUUUAUGAAAUAAUCAAGUUUUCAUAAAAAUAGACUGAGUCUUAAAAUUUUAUAGAAUAAUUUUAAGCAAUAGAAAAUGAAUUAGAUAAUUAAAAUUUUUUUGAAAAUUUUUCAAUGGAUUAUCAAAUAGAAUUUUUGGGUUCUACUAAAAUAAUUUCAGGACAAGUGUUUAAUUUAACUAAAGAUGCAAAUUUUAUUGUUGGAGCAUUUAAACUUAACUAAUUUACUGCAUAUGACUUUUAUGAAACAUUUGUAUCAUUUUACCAUAUUCAACAACUUUAAAAUUAGAAAGACUUAGGGAAAAAUUUAAUUAUGA
Molecule: messenger RNA, 4192 nt
Organism: Paramecium sonneborni
Lineage: Eukaryota; Ciliophora; Oligohymenophorea; Peniculida; Parameciidae
Source: the annotation of a GenBank genome assembly